Messenger RNA from Hypanus sabinus (Atlantic stingray), 732 nucleotides. RefSeq names its product signal recognition particle 9 (gene srp9). NCBI's taxonomy places the organism in Eukaryota, Metazoa, Chordata, Chondrichthyes, Myliobatiformes, Dasyatidae. The transcript is spliced from 3 exons. Bases 84 to 344 code for a protein of 86 amino acids. Gene Ontology annotation, molecular function: 7S RNA binding. Gene Ontology annotation, biological process: negative regulation of translational elongation; SRP-dependent cotranslational protein targeting to membrane. Gene Ontology annotation, cellular component: signal recognition particle, endoplasmic reticulum targeting. The record is from RefSeq and is a predicted model, not a curated record.
GAUUGGCUGCGCCUCAGCGAGCGUCCGCUGGUGAUUGUUUCCGGUGUCCGUCAGAGCGCACGGCGGCCUGGAGACCAUCGGCCAUGACCUACAUCCCGAGUUGGGAGGAGUUCGUCCGGGCGGCCGAGAAGCUCUGUCUGACCGAGGGCAUGAAGGUGCGAGUGGUCAUCAAGUACCGACACUGCGCUGGCCUUCUGUCUAUGAAGGUGACUGAUGACGUGGUGUGCCUCCAGUACAAGACAGACCAAGCUCAAGAUGUCAAGAAGUUUGAGAAGUUCCAGAACCAGUUGAUGCGUGUGAUGGUUUCACGGGAAUGCCGUAGCAGUCUGAUGGAGAUGGAGUAAAGCCGGGGAUUUGCUGCUGGACCCUUGAUCAGAGGGAACAGCAAAGAGUUUUCUUGUGUGAUGCAUCUUGGAGAGAGGAGGUUGGGGCAUGUGGACUGCUGGAUGGAGGUGGUUUGAGGGUUGUGGGCGGGUAGAGUUGGAGAUGCACCUUCCAUGGGAGGAGAUUCUGUUUCCUGGGACAGGGAAUGUCCUCUCUGGUUGUUGUUGGGACAGCAGUGUCUCAGCAGACUGGCCUGAGGCAGCUAUGACCUCCCCCACUGCACAGUUGCAUCGUGUUUGUAGUCACCAUCACUCCUCCUUGAAUAAUCUGCAGGUUCUGUUACUGUGGGGAAGCUGCCAUUUCGUACAGAGCUCAGACAGUUUACUGAAAUAAAUUAUCUUUGGUUGA